UAGGAUCAUAAUCUAAUUCUUUACAACUGGUAGUAUUCAGACCAGUGUCUUUCUGUGGUACACCAUAGCCAUGGACAAGUUAUGGUUGCUGUUGGUCUUUGUGACAAAUCUGUUGCCUCAUGGCGCCUGUCUGCAGGAAGAUGUUGGCUUCAGUGAGGAACAGCAGCAAGGAUUCAACCUGGAAGUUAUGGCCGCGUCCAUCAGGCAGCUGAAGGAACUAACUGACAAACUGGACAAGAGACUUGACACGGUAGAGAGACUGGAAAAGAGAUUGAAGGAUCAAGAAAAGAACAUUCAAACAUUAACCAAGAAACUGGACAAGAAACUUGAACCAAUUCUCAAAAUGGAAAACAAGUUGAAGCUGCUGGAAAAACUUGAAGAAAGACUUGAGGAGCAUGACAAGAUCCUCCAGGAACAAAGCUUGUCUCUUGAAAUGGACGAUCAAAAACUACAGAGGACAAGAGUACAAGAGACAAUAAACAAGACUACAGAUGGACAACCGAAAUCUUUCUACCUGGAGAAAAGAUCAGACGACAUCGCCAGCUGGGAGCCUGUCGUGGCUGAGAUGACACAACGACUGAACCUGGCGGAGGCCAACAUCCAGGCCUUGAAGAAUGCCGACAUCGCUGAACAGCAGGCGAGAGGUACUGUAUAUGUGCGUUGGGGUAGCAGCGAAUGUCCCAGCUCAGCGGAAACAGUCUAUUCAGGUUUCAUCGGUGGCUCCUGGUAUCAUGACAGCGGAGCAGCCCCGAAUUAUUUGUGUCUGCCACACGACCCGACCUUCGACAGUCACGUUGUUCCUAUAAACGGCCAUGCCAAACUCUUCGGCACUGAGUAUCAAACUUGUGAUGAGCCGGAGUGUGAGCUGCUUCCGUCAUGCGCAGUGUGUCACAUCGCGCGGGAGUCUCACAUGAUGCUCCCAGCCAGAAACACCUGUUACUCAGGGUGGACACUUGAGUACUCGGGGUACCUUAUGGCCAAUGAUGUUGGUUAUGCGGGAAUGGAGUACAUCUGUGUCGACUCCAGUCGAGGUUCCAUUCUCGGCACCAAGGCAGAUGAAAAUGGCGCUUUGCUUUAUUACACAGCAUAUGCGUGUGGGAGUCUGCCCUGUCCACCCUAUGUCAAUGAUAAGACUGUCUUGUGUGCCGUUUGCUCGAAAUAAAUAAGAUAUAAAAUA
Molecule: messenger RNA, 1177 nt
Organism: Pomacea canaliculata
Lineage: Eukaryota; Metazoa; Mollusca; Gastropoda; Architaenioglossa; Ampullariidae
Product: short-chain collagen C4-like
Exons: 5
Coding region: 71-1162 (363 amino acids)
Source: RefSeq, a predicted model, not a curated record